CGACAUUUUCGGAAGAAAUCGGAGAGAAAAAUGGCCACUGGCGAUGCCGCUGCCAACGUCGUUCUCCGCAGAAAGCAAAGCAUAGUGUCUUCUCUCUGCAAACACCUCUCCUUGGAUCCUAAAAUUUUCUUGGAUAGCAUUGUGGAAAAUGAUAUUAAGAGUUUGUGUGCAAAUAUAUUGAAGUCAUCAGGAAGGGCUCCCAAAAACAGUGAUGAGGUGUCCAAGUGGAUAUCUUUUGCAGAGAGUUAUCCUGUAGAUUCUAAGGCAUGCUUUGGGGCCCUCCAUGUUAUAAAUGAGGAAUUGGCUGAAAAGUCAGUUCUCGUGGGUGAUGGAUUGAAACCCUCCGAAGCUGAUGUUAUUGUUUUUUCUUUGCUACAUCCAUUUGUGAUUGGUCUUCCAAAUACAGAGCGGAAAAAGUUGCCACAUUUGGUGAGAUGGAUGGAGUACAUCCAGAGCAAGGAGAAUUUUGGAGAGUUAUUUCCAAAGAUUUUGUUAGAGAAUGAUGUAAUUGAGCUUCCAAAACCAAAAAUUGUAGUUAAGUUGGAGGCAGAUCCAAAUGCAAAAAAGACUGUGCAGAGCACAAAAAAUGCAGAUAAUACAGAAGCAAACCCAAAUUCAAAGAAGAGUGAUGUUGUGAAAAAAGUAACAGGAAAUAAUGCUGCUGCUGAGCAGAAGAAGAAAUUACCUGAAAAAGAAGCAGUUGAGAAAGAUAAAGAAGUCAGCAUCAGUUUGCUCAAUAUACAGGUUGGCCUUAUUCGGAAAGCAUGGAAGCAUCCAUCUGCAGAUAGUUUACUGGUUGAAGAGAUAGAUGUUGGAGAUGCAAAAUUACGGCAGGUGGUCAGUGGCCUUGCAAAGUAUUGUAGUCCAGAGGAGUUGACGAACCGUCGUGUUGUGCUAAUCACAAAUGUUAAACCUGGAAAGCUACGAGAUGUGAUGUCAGAAGGACUGGUGCUAUGUGCUUCCAAUGAAGAUCACACUGGUGUAGAGCCUUUGCUCCCUCCAGAAGGUGCCAAAAUUGGGGAACGUGUUUCAUUUUCUGGGAAUGAGGGCAAACCAGAAGAUGUCUUAAACCCAAAAAAGAAACAAUUGGAGAAGAUAACACCGCAUCUUUUCACUGAUGAUAAGGGUGUGGCCACUUUCAAGGGGAUACCAUUUAUGACUUCGGGUGGCCCAUGCACAUGUUCUAUUCCCAAAGCAAGCAUCAAAUGACCAUGACAUGACACAGGUCCCGCAUUCCACUUGAGCCCGAUGGUGCAGAAGGCCAAGCAGAUCAGAGCGUUAACCCAUCACCCCCCCUGCUUGUUAUAGUGAGAGGUAGUGUGAGUGAGAGCAUAUUAAAAACGACUUUCUUCCCUUUUUUUCUUUGAGAAAUUUGUUUCUGCAAAGGAGCAAUCUUUAGAAGAUCUAUGUAUCUAUCACAAUCUUUUAUUUUAAUUCCGCCAGUAGAAGUUUUCCCUCCUGCAGUUUUGUCA
This is a messenger RNA of Vitis riparia (riverbank grape), 1472 nucleotides long. Its product is annotated as aminoacyl tRNA synthase complex-interacting multifunctional protein 1. Bases 31 to 1209 code for a protein of 392 amino acids. The transcript is spliced from 13 exons. NCBI's taxonomy places the organism in Eukaryota, Viridiplantae, Streptophyta, Magnoliopsida, Vitales, Vitaceae. Gene Ontology annotation, molecular function: tRNA binding. The record is from RefSeq and is a predicted model, not a curated record.